Messenger RNA from Paramecium octaurelia, 676 nucleotides. The record is from the annotation of a GenBank genome assembly. Lineage: Eukaryota; Ciliophora; Oligohymenophorea; Peniculida; Parameciidae.
UGUAUAUAUAAUAUGGCUGACGACUACGAUGAAGAAUUUGGAGAGGUGCAAUAUUUAAAAAAAUAGUUAGCUUGGAUUGGUGAUUGGUGAUUUCAAUAUUCCAUCAAGAGCAUCUGAUUUGCCCCCUUAAUUCAAGGAUCUUUUAGUCCCCAAUAAAGUGUAAUAUGUAUUUUGCACAGGAAACAUUGGGAAUAGAGAAACUACAGAUUGGGUAAAGACAUUAUCUGGAAAUACCCAUUUCGUCAAAGGGGACUUCGAUGAGUCUAAAGAUAUUCCUGAAACAAAAAUCAUAUAGAUUGGUUCAUGGAAAUUAGCUUUGGUUCAUGGUCAUCAAGUAAUACUAAAAAAAUCAUCUAUUAGAUUAUCCCUGCUGGAGAUGAUGAAUCAUUAUACACAUUCUUGAAAGAGAUGGAAGCAGAUGUGCUUAUUACAGGAUUUACUGGUGUUGCUAAAGUUUCGGCUGUGGAGAAAAAAUAUAUAAUUAAUCCUGGAUCAGUCACAGGUGGUUUUAAUGGAUAAUAAUAGUAAAAUAAAGAUAAUAUUUAGAUCUAUUCCAUCAUUUUUAAUUUUAGAAUUUAAAAAGGAAAAAAUUUAAGUUUUUAUUUAUACUCUAGAUGGAGAAGUAAAAAUAGAUAAGCAAGAGUUACCAUUAUAGAAAUGAAUCAAUUAAAUUAAG